Aspergillus ruber CBS 135680 is the source of this 573-nucleotide messenger RNA. Its product is annotated as EF-hand domain-containing protein. Gene Ontology annotation, molecular function: calcium ion binding. NCBI's taxonomy places the organism in Eukaryota, Fungi, Ascomycota, Eurotiomycetes, Eurotiales, Aspergillaceae. Gene Ontology annotation, cellular component: intracellular membrane-bounded organelle; cytosol; membrane. The record is from RefSeq and is a predicted model, not a curated record. The transcript is spliced from 4 exons. Bases 1 to 573 code for a protein of 190 amino acids.
AUGGGCAAAUCACAAUCCAAGCUCUCUCCCUCCCAGCUCGAUGAGCUUCAAAAGGCGACUCAUUUCGACAAAAAGGAACUACAACAAUGGUAUAAAGGCUUUCUCAAGGAUUGUCCCUCGGGGACCCUGACCAAGGAGGAGUUUCAAAAGAUCUAUCGCCAGUUCUUCCCGUUUGGUGAUCCGUCGUCGUUUGCGAAUUAUGUAUUUCGAGUGUUCGACGCAGAUAACAGUGGUAUGAUCGAUUUCAAGGAGUUCAUCUGUGCGCUGUCGGUGACUUCGCGGGGUCGCAUGGAGGAUAAACUGGAUUGGGCAUUCCAACUCUACGAUAUCGACGGGGAUGGCAAGAUUACCUACGAAGAGAUGCUGGCCAUUGUUGAGGCGAUUUACAAGAUGGUCGGCUCGAUGGUCAAACUUCCCGAGGACGAGGAUACACCAGAGAAACGGGUACGCAAAAUCUUCCGCAUGAUGGACAAGGACGAGAACGGCAGCUUGGACAUGGAGGAAUUCAAGGAGGGCAGCAAACGGGACGAGACCAUUGUCAGUGCGCUGUCGCUGUACGACGGACUGGUAUAG